AUGUCAUUUGCCCCGCCUCCUGGACCUCCGCCGCCUUCCGUUCCAGAAGGAUGGAAGGCUCAAUAUGACGACCGCUACAAGCAAUGGUUCUUUGUGAACUUGCACACGGGCAAAUCCCAAUGGGAACCUCCUGAGGCUCCAGCGCAGAAAGAAGAGCAGCAUGCUCCGCCAAGCGGGCCGCCACCGUCAUACAAUGAUUCUGGUCCUGCAAACCCGGCUGUUCAGGCUGCUGCAACUGACGACAAGAAGACCAUGGGGUCGAACAAUCCCUACAACCAAGCGGAAUCCAGGAAUGAUACCCUGGAUAGCGAUGCUCGUCUCGCUGCUCAGCUACAGGCAGAAGAAGAUGCUCGAGCUCAAAGCAGAAGCCCUGCGCAUCCCGGCGCGGCGGCAGACUACUACAGCGGAAGUUCCAGGCCGCUGUCAUCGACGGGUUAUCAGCAGUCUCAGGGUCCUGCGCCAGCCUCUGAACAGAAGCGCAGCAGAGGCUUUUUGAGCAAGUUGAUGGGCAAAAGCUCGGGCAGUAGUAGUAGCUCCCACUAUGGAAGACCGCCUGUUGCUCAGCAGCAACCUUACGGGUAUCAGCAAGGAGGCUACUAUGGGGGUGGCUACCCCCCGCAACCGCAGCCCGCGGGCUAUGGAUAUCCUCAGUACCCGUCACAGGGUGGCCAGUAUCCUGCAGCGGUGCCACCGCGGCGGAGCGGCGGAAUGGGCACUGCAGGCGCUGCCGCUUUGGGCGUGGGAGGCGGUUUGCUCGGCGGUGCUCUGCUUGCAGAAGCAUUCGACGAUGACCACGGGGACACGAUCGUUAAUAACUAUGGUGAUGAUUACGGUGGUGACGUUGGUGGCGGCGAUGACUUUGGCGGUGACUUUUGA
Molecule: messenger RNA, 876 nt
Organism: Aspergillus viridinutans
Lineage: Eukaryota; Fungi; Ascomycota; Eurotiomycetes; Eurotiales; Aspergillaceae
Product: WW domain-containing protein
Exons: 2
Coding region: 1-876 (291 amino acids)
Molecular function (GO): protein binding
Source: RefSeq, a predicted model, not a curated record